This is a messenger RNA of Elgaria multicarinata webbii, 1324 nucleotides long. It is a transcript of the gene DNAJC25, whose product is annotated as DnaJ heat shock protein family (Hsp40) member C25. NCBI's taxonomy places the organism in Eukaryota, Metazoa, Chordata, Lepidosauria, Squamata, Anguidae. Bases 45 to 1124 code for a protein of 359 amino acids. Gene Ontology annotation, cellular component: endoplasmic reticulum membrane. The transcript is spliced from 4 exons. Gene Ontology annotation, biological process: protein folding. The record is from RefSeq and is a predicted model, not a curated record.
CCGCCGGUGCCGCCCUGCGGGGGCCGUCGCCCUUGGCUACGGCCAUGGCGUUAGCGCCGGGGGGCCCUGAGGGGCUUCGGAGGCGGACGGGGCGCUGGCCGCCGCCGCCGCUGGUGGUGGUGGUGGUGGUGUGGGGCGCCCUGUGCCUUUGCCCGCGGCCGGCGGAGGCCCUGGUGGAGGGCUUGUACUGCGGGAAGCUGGUGUGUUACGACGUGCUCGGCGUGAGCCGCGACGCCAGCAAGGCUGAGAUCGCCCGCGCCUACCGGCAGCUGGCGCUGCGCUACCACCCGGACAGGCAGCGGGACCCGGACGGCAGAGGAGCCGAGAGCGCUCAGGAGAAAUUCUUGCUCAUCGCCACCGCCUACGAGACCCUCAAGGAUGAAGAAACUCGUAAGGAUUAUGAUUAUAUGUUGGAUCAUCCUGAGGAGUAUUACAGCCAUUACUAUCACUAUUAUUCUAGAAGAUUGGCACCCAAGGUGGAUGUCAGAAUAGUGAUUCUAGUCACUGUCUGUGCCAUCUCUGUAUUUCAGUUCUUCAGUUGGUGGGGCAGCUACAAUGAAGCUAUCAACUACCUAGCAACGGUGCCAAAAUAUCGUAUACAAGCCACUGAGAUUGCCAGGCAACAAGGGCUAUUGAACAGAGCCAAAGAAAAGGGCAAAAACAGGCGGUCCAAGGAAGAAAUCCGCAAGGAAGAAGAGGAAAUAAUUAAAGAUGUAAUAAAAAACAAAAUAGAUAUCAAGGGUGGUUAUCAGAAACCCCAAAUAUACGACAUUCUCUUAUUCCAAAUUGUUUUAGCACCCUUUUAUCUCUGCAAGUACAUAGCAUGGUAUUGUUGGUGGAUUUAUUGUUUCAAUAUCAAAGGACAAGAGUAUGGCGAAGAAGAGAAGCUGUACAUCAUACGUAAAUUCAUGAAAAUGUCACAGUCUCAGUUUGACACUUUGGAAGAUCAGCAGAAAGAGACUUUUCUUGAACGACAGCUCUGGAUAAGAGAGAACUAUGAGCUUUACAAACACGAGCAAGAGGAAGAGCUGAAGAAGAAGAUGGCACUAGACCCUCGAUGGAAAAGAUACCGGCGGUGGAUGAGGAAUGAAGGACCUGGAAGACUGACUUUUAUCGAUGAUUAACGUUCACUAAAACAUGUAUAGUCCCGUUACAGAUGAUUGGCAAGAAAAUCCAUACAUAAAAUAUUCAGAGUUUAACUGCUGUGUCUCUGCAGUGUUCUAAAACUCAGGAAUUACUCAAUCAGGCAGAAAACUAGUAACAUUUUAUGAUUUUUAUAUAUAAAUAUAUAUAUAAAAUAAAAGCAAAUCUGUUAAGUGGACAA